This is a messenger RNA of Solea solea (common sole), 4125 nucleotides long. RefSeq names its product lymphocyte specific protein 1 a (gene lsp1a). The record is from RefSeq and is a predicted model, not a curated record. Lineage: Eukaryota; Metazoa; Chordata; Actinopteri; Pleuronectiformes; Soleidae. Gene Ontology annotation, biological process: muscle contraction. Bases 1731 to 3434 code for a protein of 567 amino acids. The transcript is spliced from 16 exons. Gene Ontology annotation, molecular function: myosin binding; calmodulin binding; actin binding.
GGUACCCCCCGCUACACCGGUCAUACACAGGCCUCCACCUCCAAAUUGAGCAUGAGACAAAAAGCCACGACCCAAAAGGGUGGCGUCUCCCACACCAAAGCCCCCACGUCUAAAAAAAGACCAACACCACAAGACCAGGAGUUUGUCCGAGUCAUCACCACAACCAGCAAAGACACAAUAAUUCACAACCUCAGGAUUCCCAAGGGUCCUCCACCGUCUGAGAUUCUUCCAACUCGAGAGGAUCUAAUUCAAGCUGAAGAGUCCAUGAAGUUGCACAAGCUGGAGGCGACGCGGCGUUGUGAAACGAGCUGUGCUGACGCUGCAAAAAUAGCCCAGAAAGUUCGACAGCGCACAUUAGGUCGGGCCCAUCACUUGAUGAUGGAACAGGAGUAUGAUAUCAGAAACCUCAACAGCCUCAUUAUUGGAGCUAAGUAUGACGCCCUCAAUGAGGCCAAGAUGAAGGAGAAUAAAGAGCUCCGGGACAAAUUUAUUAAAGAGGAGAAGGAUCUGGAAGAUAUGGACAAUUUGACCAUUAAAAGGUAUUGGGAGGCCAUUGAGGACAGAGAGAGGAGACAGCGACAGUUUCGAAUUGACAGACGGAUGCGCAUCAUUGAGCAGAUCGAGCAAAACCUGGAAGUGAAGAGACGUGAGAAUGAGACGAAAAUGUUGGAGGGGGAACAAAUCCGACAGGAAAAUGAGAGGAGGCGACAGCAAAUAAUCUUGGACAAGAAGAGGAAGCGAGUCGACGACCUGCGUAUGCACGCGGAAAACAUGCAAAUCAAUGAGAUCAUCAUGAGCAAGGACAAGAGGAGAAAGGAGGAGUUGCUGGCUGACAUGAUACACAUGGAGCACGUUAGAAGAAACAUAGAGAAGGCAGACAGGUAUGACGAAGAACAGAGGCAGAUCAGGGUAGAGAAAGACAGGCUUUUUAACGAGGGCCUCGAACAAUCGGUGAAGGAACGUAAGCUCUUCUUCAAAGCCAAGAAGGAAGAGGAGGAUAUAGAGAAAAACUGGCGGGAUUAUUACCAAACGCAGAGAACGUUGCACGUUUCUGACUAUACAAAGAACAAGCUUGAUCAACUGAAGGUUUCGGGGCUCCCUGAAAUAUACUACCAUAAUGUGGAAAGAGGUUCAGGGGUCAGUUCCCAAAAUGAACAGACACACAGCAAUACAGACACGAUAGGGCAAGCGCGCAUGCCCCGCAUCCAAAAAAUGAAAACAGCCCAGUGCUGGUCGUACAUUUAAGCAUGAGGUCAAAGGAGUGCAUGGCAGUCCUGGUCUUACCAAGAUUCGUAUUCUGAUCCGAGAGGGAACGGUGUCACGACAUACCUGGUUAAGUAUAUCAACACAUUAUGCAUGGGCUUUGUUUUUCAUCUCACGUUUCAUCUCUCAUCACACUUUUCUCCUUCAAAGACGAUCGAGCCAUCUGAUAUUCUGACACUGGUGGACACUGAUGGGGAAAGGGUUUCCUUGAUGACAACCGCACAGACCUCUACAAAGCAGGAUAGAUAUCCCAGCUUUCACUGAGUGUGCACCUGCCAGUCCGCGCUGCUUCUCAGCACACAGAGCCACAAAGACGCCAACAUAGAUGUCUGCAGGACAGAGAGCUGCCCCUCCAGUGUUGAGAAGAAGACGAGAAGGACAACAACUGCCCUCAGAAGCUGCUGUGGUCUGUUUCUGUACCCAAGAGGAGAAGAAUUAGAAGAAGUGGAGGAAGAAAAGAGGCCAACAUGUCCAACACUCUGCUGAGGAGAAACUCUAGCAAACAGGGUCUGCAGAACCUGAUGAGGCUGACGGCUCAGAGGAGCAUUGAAGACGCAGAGGAGGUGGAGAGGGAGCGCCGUCGGAGAGCUCGAGAGUCUUUCCAAAGGAGGAACAGCGGUUCAUCCCCUGGAGAGUCCUCACCAGAGAAUGAGAUGGCCACAGAGGAGAAUGUGUACAAUAGUGACUUUAAACCAAGCGGCUCUCCGUCUUUGGAUGAGGACGAAGGCUUCAGCGACUGGACUCAGCGCAGAGAGAGACAGAGGCAGCAGCGACUGCAGGAGCUCUGUCAGGGAGGGGAAGCGGACGAGGAAGAGGACGAGGGGACAAUUAACAAAGCUGCACCUGUCAAGAUGGUCCGGGCCUCUGUCACAUCCUUCAGCCGAAUCCAGCAACAGGAGCAGGAAGAGACGGACAGGGCCAGGAUGGAGGAAGAGAAGAGAAAGAAAGGAGAGGAGGAGAUGGUUAAAGCCGAGAGGGUCAGAAGAGAGAAAGAGGAGAAGAUGGAGCAGGUCAUGAUCAGGAGGAAAGAGGAGGCUCAAAAACCAAAACCAGUAGUGGAGAAAAGGAAAGAAGUGAAAGUUUCCUACACGUCUAAGGUUUUCCUUCACCAGGAGCCAAAACACAGCCACACCAAUGGAGACGCAGCCAGUGAGGAGGUGGUUUCACACAUCGUCAACAAGACAAAAAGAUCCACCAGCAGAACCACAGACCCAGAGGAGGCGGAGGCCAUCCUAGAGACGGAGCAGCGGCUGGAGAAGAUCAGACGAGGCCUUCAGGUGAAGGAGAGCCAAGAACUGGAGCAGCUGAAAGACCGGCAGGCUGAGGCCGAGCAGGAGCUGGAAGUGCUGAAGAGAAGGAGGGAGGACCGACGCCGGCUUCGGGAGGAAGAGGAGCGCCGACGGGAGGAGGAGGAGCAGCAGAGGCUUGCCAAAGAGGAGGAGGAGAGGAGACGGAUGAAAGAGGACAUCGAGAGGAGGAGGAUGGAGGCAGCAGAGAGAAUGAAGAGCCUGAGCACAUCUAGUGUGGACGAUGAUGAAAUGUUCAGUCCCUUCAGUCCCAAAACUCCCACACACAAGAUCACACAGAGAACGGAGUCCUUGAACCGCUCGCUGAAGAAAAGUAACAGCUUCAAGAAGACACAACCUCUCGUCCUCCUGUCCAAGAUUGACGACAAGCUGGAGCAGUAUGCCCAUGCUGUGGAGAACUCACAGGAGUCUCGGGCAGUGAAGGCAUCACUGACAGACCUGCCCAGCUCCCCUGAGGUUGUCUCCUCCAAGAAGAACCUGUUUGAAGCCGGAGAAGCCUGGAGCCAGAGUCCCAUCAAGGGAGCAACCAGCAAGGACACUGAUGGUAUAAAAGUGGGCGUGGCCAGCCUGAUCACCCAGUGGGUGAAAGGCCCCUCCGACGGCGGGAGACAGUCGCCGGGCAGACCUGCAGAUGUGAGACCUGGAGAUGUGAUGCAGAAGAAGAACAUGUGGGAGAUCAUCGGAGACUCGUCUGGGAGGCCGGGCCAAAGAGCCAAUAAGGGAUCAGCCGUUGGUAAAAAGUACAAAUUUGUCGUGACUGGUCACGGUAAAUACGAGAAGAUCCCGAUGGACGAUGAUGAUGAUGAUGAGAAUGGGGGGGAAUUCACAAACGGAAAGUCUGAUUUGUGUCAUGGUGAUUACUAAGCAGAUGUCCUCUCUUCAGGUUGUCCUUACUACAUAUGUCCAACAGAAGCAGCUCUUCAAUACCGUUACAAUAUCUGAUCAAUAAUUUGAUAAUAAAACAACGUUCAGUUUGACAAACUCAACAGCUCAAAUUCAAAAGAUUUCAUCAUGAAAUAUUUGUUCAAUUUCCUCUUUGGUUUUUGUAUUUUUCUUCCCAUUCUGUUUCUGUUACAUAUACAGUAUAUGUCUGUUUAUGAUCUUUACUUUACCGCCCCACCCCUGCCCCCACAGUACAAUGGUUAGGUCAGUGAUUCCUAGUGAUUGAUCUUGUAUGGUGGCAUGGAGGGACAUUGAAAAAGCUUCUGAAUAACAGAAAAAUAUUCAAAUCCUGAAGAACAAUCUGAAAACAAUUGGGCUUUGAGUAAACAUUGAACGUUUUACAUAAUGAUAAGUAAUUUUUUUGGUCAUCAUUUGGCUCACUGUGCAGCCAUGUACCAAAAAGUGGAAGAUUUGGUGUGUGUUACACAAUAACAUCUAUCAUAUAUACACUUGAUCUGUACAAUCAUACUGCUCUGUCUAUGUUUUAGUUCAACUCACUGGUUCCUUACGCUCUCUAUCUCUUCACUACAGUAUGUUCAUUUACUGAAAUAUCUGCUUGUAUGUGUUUUGUAACAGAAUUUCUAUGAAUAAAUUAAAAUAAUUUUCUACUAUA